CCUGCUCGCAGAGCAGACGCAGGAGCUGAUAGGCUGGGCGGCAUCUUGCUGACACGCACGUAGCAUCAGAAAAACACGGGGGCAGUGCCACACUCUUACAUACACAUACGUAGCCGGAGCAGAAGCACGAAGUACUGCAGCAGUGGUUCCAGGUCACUCUCCAGGGAUGGCUCGGAUGCUGGAGCACCAGUUCACCGAAGAGAAGCCUCUGCUGGCUGAACAGAGAGGAGGUCAGGAGACAGACAUGGAAAACUGUGAGCCUUUCAUCUCUGUGGGAGACUGGAAGGAGCACAAAAUAGAGUCUCCCUUUGGGUGGCUGCAUGUGGCGACCCAAGGGGAGCCCAAGGCAAACAAACCUGCCAUCCUGACCUACCACGACGUGGGGCUGAAUCACAAGCUGUGCUUCAACGCCUUGUUCAACUACAAUGGCAUGCAAGAGAUCACGAAGAACUUCAUGGUGUGCCAUGUAGAUGCCCCUGGACAGCAGAGUGGGGCCUCUCAGAUGUCACUGGGGUACCAGUACCCCACUAUGGAUCAGCUUGCAGGCAUGCUGCCCAGUGUGGUCCAGCACUUUGGAAUCAAGAGGAUUCUGGGUAUUGGAGUCGGAGCAGGAGCCUACAUCUUGGCCAGAUUUUCGCUCCUCUUCCCAGAUCUGGUGGAGGGUCUGGUUUUAAUAAACAUCGAUCCCAGUGGCAAAGGCUGGAUUGACUGGGCUACUGGUAAGCUCACAGGGCUAACCAGCACUUUGCCAGAAACCAUCCUGCCACAUCUCUUCAGCCAGGAGGAGCUGACAAACAACACAGAGCUGGUUCGAAGCUACAGACAGCAAAUCAACAGUACGAUUAACAAGUCUAACCUACAGCUCUUCUGGAACAUGUACAACAGCCGGCGGAGUCUGGACAUGAACCGAUCUGGGUCGGUGCUGAAUUCAAAGACACUGCGCUGCCCAGUUAUGCUGGUGGUUGGUGACAAUGCUCCUGCUGAAGAAGGAGUGGUCGAAUGCAACGCCAAACUGGACCCCAGCAAUACCACUUUCCUCAAGAUGGCUGACUCCGGAGGGCUGCCCCAGAUCACACAGCCUGGAAAACUGACUGAAGCUUUUAAGUACUUUCUCCAGGGUAUGGGUUAUGUUACGCAUAUAAGGGAUCGAAGAUUAAGUGGAGGUCCAGUACCCUCUGCCAGCAUGACCCGUCUGGCCCGGUCUCGCACUGCCUCUCUGACUAGUGCCGGUUCCGUGGAUGGUUCUGGCCCAUGAGCGAUCCUGCAACAGGAUGGGGGCAAGGUGCUCUGUGGACGUCCCCAUGAUGGACUCUUUUGCUCAGCCCGUCUCUACCUUCUCUGCAUUACAUACCACCUAUUCUCCAAUGAGGGAGAAAAGCAGAAUUCUCUCUCUCUUUUAGAUUCUGCCCAGUGCCUGACUCUGUCUCAUGAGUACCCUCCAUGUGCCACAAUGUAAAAAGCAUACUAAUCAUGUACCUAAGAAAAACCCAAUUCUUCUUCUCUACCCAGAAAAAAACCUGCUCUAAUCCAUUGCCCAGGGAAACACCCACACUAAUCCUGCAGCCAGGGAAACACCCACACUAAUCCUGUAGCCAGGGAAACACCUGUACUAAUCCUCUAUCCAGGGAAAACCCCUCACUAAUUCUGCAGCCAGGGAAACACCUGCUCUAGAGUGUGUUUCCCAAAAGCUCAUGUUAGUAACAUACACAGUUGCAGUUGCAUCAUUUCAACUAUGUAAGCUGCCUAUAGCCAGGGAAACACCCACGUUAAUCCUCAACCCAGGGAAAUUAAUACUCUAAUCUUGUACCCAGAGAUACACCCGCACAAAUCCUAUACCUGAGAAAUACCCACUUUAAUCCUGGAGAAAGGGAAACACCUGCACUAAUCCUCUAUCCAGGAAAAUACCGACUCUAAUCAUGUGCCCAAUAAAUACCUGCUCAAAUCUUGCACCUGGGGAAAUACCUGCUCUAAUCCUGCACCCAGGAAACACCCACAAUAAUCCUGUACCCAGGAAACACCCACAAUAACUCUGAACCUACAUCUGUAUCAGGAAAACCCCACAAACACACCUGUAUAUUAGGAAACCCUUUCCUUUAGUGAUUCAAAAGAUUCAAAGGUGGUUAUAAUGUAUUACAUUAUUCUUAUUGUUCUGAUUAUUUUGUCCUGGUGGUUCUAUUAGCAAACACACCCUUGAAUAUGGCCACGACCACAAUGACUCCAAGGUGACCUACUGCACUUCUUUAAACAGCUCUGUGGAUGUAAAUGUACCGCUGUCCCAAUCCUCAAAUAAAGGCCAGGCAGAGCGGACAGAGAAA
This is a messenger RNA of Paramormyrops kingsleyae, 2315 nucleotides long. Its product is annotated as protein NDRG4-B-like. NCBI's taxonomy places the organism in Eukaryota, Metazoa, Chordata, Actinopteri, Osteoglossiformes, Mormyridae. The record is from RefSeq and is a predicted model, not a curated record.